AGCCUCGACUUGAAGAUAUGGUCAUAGAUCCGAAGCUAAGGACUCAACAGAUGUUGGACAGCUAAAGCAAAAAUGGCCAUAGACGUAGACAAAUGGAUUGAGAUCACAAAAGAAUGCAAAUAUCUGCCUGAAAAUGAUCUGAAGAAAUUAUGUGACUAUGUCAGUGACCUGCUUCUUGAAGAAUCAAAUGUUCAACCAGUGCAGACUCCUGUCACUGUUUGUGGUGACAUACAUGGCCAAUUUUAUGACCUAGAGGAGCUGUUUAGAACAGGGGGCCAGGUUCCGGAUACAGCUUACAUUUUCAUGGGUGACUUUGUAGACAGAGGUUACUAUAGUUUGGAAACAUGGACAAGGCUUUUAACAUUAAAGGCUAAAUGGCCAGACCGCAUAACACUUUUAAGAGGAAAUCAUGAAAGUAGACAGAUAACUCAAGUCUAUGGAUUUUACGAUGAGUGCAUGUCAAAGUAUGGCAAUGCAAAUGCUUGGCGUUAUUGUUGUAGAGUUUUUGAUCUUCUCACCAUUGCUGCAAUUAUUGACGAAGAAGUCUUGUGUGUCCAUGGGGGCCUUUCUCCAGAUAUCAGAACUAUAGACCAGAUAAGGACAAUAGAAAGAAAUGUAGAAAUUCCUCAUAAAGGAGCAUUCUGUGAUUUGGUUUGGUCAGACCCUGAAGAUGUUGAAACCUGGGCCGUUAGUCCACGAGGUGCUGGGUGGCUGUUUGGUGCAAAGGUAGCGAAUGAGUUUAUUGCAGCGAAUAAGCUAAGCCUGAUCUGCAGAGCUCACCAACUUGUACACGAGGGUUACAAGUACAUGUUUGAUAGCCAUCUGGUCACUGUAUGGUCUGCGCCAAAUUACUGCUAUCGUUGUGGUAAUAUUGCGGCAGUCCUUGAAUUCACAGAUGCAAAAACCAGAGAAGCGAAACUCUUUAGUGCUGUUCCUGAUGCAGAGAGAGUUGUGCCUCUCAGAAAUGCUUCACCUUACUUCCUUUGACGUCAUAUUUUUUCUCUGUUUAGUGAUAAUGUGUAGAAUUAUUUACCUAUUGUAUCUUUUCCCUAAUAGAACCUCCUGACAGUAGUGAUGUCUUUGUUCCCUCAAUGCACAGCCGCAUGUCUUCAAUAUAGAUAUACCAGCCAGUAGUACAAGCUAACCAACUCUCAAUAAGUUACUCUUUUGCUUCUUUUAGUUUCAUUUUUAAUCACGACCACCAGCAUGGAAAUUUUUGUCAUUGUCAUUUUCAGUAGUCGAAAGAAUGGCUGUAUUUUUCCUUACCAAGCAAAUUUAAUUGAUAAAAGACCCAACAUGGUUACCUGAAAUGCGAUCGACAAAAAAGCAACGUACAAUCAUGUCCAACCUAAACAAGCCAUAGCCUCUUGCUUAAAUUACUUUCUUUCUCCAUAUGUGCUUUAAAGCUUUUACCUCUGUUAUGAGAAACUUUUUUAUUUCUAUUCAUAGAAUCUGUAAAUAUUCAGUAAUCAAAACACGAGAUCAUUGACAAUAACAA
Molecule: messenger RNA, 1498 nt
Organism: Rhopilema esculentum
Lineage: Eukaryota; Metazoa; Cnidaria; Scyphozoa; Rhizostomeae; Rhizostomatidae
Source: RefSeq, a predicted model, not a curated record